UACAGCCCUGAUCUCGCUCCUUCCGACUACUGGUUGUUCCACCAAUUGCAGUGCUCUCUGGGCGGAAAAAGUUUGAAACAGAGGAUGAGGUCCCAGAAGGACGGGGAUCAACCAACUGCGCUGCGAUUUCCAGGAUCCGCGGGUCCUUCGUGGCUCUAUAUAGAUACAUUAAACUCUCGGCUAUUUCGGGACGCAGUGGAAACGCAGUACGUUUUUCGGACGAUGAACUCUGUAUAUUAUAGAACUCAGGUGGGACACCAUAUUGCCGCAUCACUUGCGAAUACUGAAGCAUUAUUCGAGAAGCGUCUUCAACAUUACCAACCAUUGCUAACAACCCCGGCCAGAAAGCCUCCAGAGAUUGGAAAAUCGGCAGAGAAAUUGUGGCCUUCGUCAUUGUUACCCACAUAAACCAAUCACCCUUACGAACGAAGCGAUUGAUAGCUGAAGUGUAAUCUAGAAAUUGUUUCAUCAGAGCAGGUCGUUGUAGGAGGAGAGCGCCUUUUACAAGGUAUUCGAAAUAAGAAUCCACGCCGGCACCAAUACCCGUAUCAGUGGCAGUCCACUGUCCUGUCUGAACAUUGA
This is a messenger RNA of Haemonchus placei, 582 nucleotides long. The record is from the annotation of a GenBank genome assembly. NCBI's taxonomy places the organism in Eukaryota, Metazoa, Nematoda, Chromadorea, Rhabditida, Trichostrongylidae.